GCGCUGGUCCUUUUAAAGAUGGCGGCUGUCCGUGAGGCCGCGCGCGGCUCCGUGUUCUUCGCGCCGUCGCCCGGUGUUGUCGCCGUUAGUCCCGAGCAGAGAGCGUCCGUUUAGACGUCAUGCGCAGUGUUCCCGGAUGCCUCGCGUGAACCGGACGGCCGUGUUGUUGCUGCUGAUCCUCAGCAGCUCCGUGUUCCUGCUGUUCCAGCUCUACUACUACCGGAAGUACGUCAGCAAGCCUGGCCCUCACAUCCUGAGCCGUACAGGUCACCUGACCGCCAGUGACCUCCAAUGGCAAACCGUGAAGAGGUUUCUGGGGUUGGCUCAGCGCUACGGGCUGCCACUGUUCCUUGCCGACACGGCCGCACUGACGCUACUCUCCCAGGAUGCUUUGCGGCAGCGCGACAGGCUGGUGCGUGAGCCGCACUGCAGCUUCCUGUGCACCGGACGUCCAGUCACGUCCUUCGCCCUGUACGCCAACCUGUGGAAGUAUGACCCCGGCUUCCUAUUGGCUACUGAGCAGAAGGGCUUCGAGCUGCUGGAGCUGCGAGGAGACGACCCGCGACUGGCCAGUCUGGAGACCCUAUCAGGAGAGGAGAUCCCCCUGCACCUCCUGCUUCGCCUCAACGGUUACAUCAUCCAGGUGGUGUUCCUGUACGAGCGCAGCGGGAACUACCUGUGGCACGGAGCGUUACGCCUCAAAGCCAACGUGGACCGAAGCUUCGCUCCUUUCAAGCUGCUGGACUACGGGCGCCACGCCGGGGCGUACGACAGGCCGGAGCUGGUCCUGACUGUCCUGGACGGCCUCGACGUUAGAGUCCCGCGUAAUGUUUCCCGCUUCCUGUCCGAGCAGCGACACGCCCGCUUCCUGGAGUGCCGUUACCGUGACGCCCGCAACUUCCUGCAGGUCAGAAAGCACCCCGGGCUUUUAUUGUGAAAGUGGAGAAAUGCA
Molecule: messenger RNA, 952 nt
Organism: Micropterus salmoides (largemouth bass)
Lineage: Eukaryota; Metazoa; Chordata; Actinopteri; Centrarchiformes; Centrarchidae
Product: fukutin-like
Exons: 6
Coding region: 137-937 (266 amino acids)
Cellular component (GO): Golgi membrane
Source: RefSeq, a predicted model, not a curated record